Molecule: messenger RNA, 405 nt
Organism: Miscanthus lutarioriparius
Lineage: Eukaryota; Viridiplantae; Streptophyta; Magnoliopsida; Poales; Poaceae
Source: the annotation of a GenBank genome assembly
AUGGACCGGAGACGCACCGGUGCCGGGCGCGCCAACGGCGGGAUCGCCGCCUUCACCGCGAUCCUCGUCCUGACCGUGACCUGCGCCGCGGCCAUCCACAAGGCGGAAGCCGCCGGCGACGUCGCCUCCGUGGCUUUCGUGGCCGUCAGCUACGGUGCUGUGCUGCUGCUGCACCGCACCCUUGGCGCCUACGAGACAGCGGCCGGGGCGCCUGAUGAAGGUGCCGCCGCUGCCGAGCCCGAGAGAGAGCGGCUGAGGCGCAGGGUCUGGGCGCUGAGCGCGCUGCUCACUGCGCUGUUCGCGUGGAAGGUCGCCGGGGUGGUGCCGUGGCCCGCCGGGGUCCUCGUCUGGGCCGCGACCUCCGCCGGCGGCUUCUUCGCCCUGGUUGCACGUCGCCGUCCGUGA